AUGCAAUACCUCAAAGCCGCCGCUCUCCUCGCUGCACUCAGCCAAGUCGCCUUCGCAGCAGACAUCCCCAUCUGCCGCGAGAACUUCCAAAAAUGCUCCGUCGCCGACGCCACCGGUCUAAAAGGCGCCGUGACUCAAGCAGCAGCCGGCACAGGCGGCAACUUCAUCUUCCCGCCCAGCCCCACAACUUUGACCUAUGGCUCCGGCGAGUGCGAGGUCGGCUUCAUUCCGAACAACUGCGGCGUCCAGUCCUCGGUCGCGGCCGCCGACGUCGCCGACAACAUCCAGGCUAUCAUUGACAAUUGCAUUGCUCCGGAGGCGGCAACUUCGCCAAGUGGCAAAGGGAGCGGAGGGGAGGCUGGCUUUGUCCCUGGACAAGGAUGCCCGGAGGGCAAUGCGCUCUUGAAUCCUGCUAUGUCUCCCGUCAUUUUGAGGGAUAAGCUGGUAAGAACAAGUGCGAAGAUUCAGGAAGGUGCAGGGUAG
Molecule: messenger RNA, 483 nt
Organism: Bacidia gigantensis
Lineage: Eukaryota; Fungi; Ascomycota; Lecanoromycetes; Lecanorales; Ramalinaceae
Exons: 2
Coding region: 1-483 (160 amino acids)
Source: RefSeq, a predicted model, not a curated record